UGGGCGGUGGGUCACCUGCAGGGACGGGCUGGGCCGCCUGGAGGAGGAGGGGCCGCGGGUCACCUGCAGGGGCGGGGCCGCGGGUCUUCUGCUGGGGCUGGGCGGUGGGUCACCUGCAGUGCGGGCUCAGACCUCAAGGCUCCGGGGGUACCCCACCUGGGUUGGGGCACAGCGCGAGUCCCGCGCACGUGGCUGGCUGUGGGGCGCGCCGUCCGAGCUCGCUGAGGGGCUGGGCGGGCCCGGCCGGGAAACCUACCUUGAGCCCUGCGCGGUCCACGCGGGACCAGGGCGGCCUUGGGCCUGGGCGUCCCCCGAGACCCCCGCCCCCAACGCCGGAGCGGCCGCUGGCCCCUCGGCUUUUCGAUCAGAAAGACCGAGCGGUUCCGAAGACCCCAAGGGCUCAGGCCCCAGCGCCGCCCGGCGGGCGCGUGGGAUUUGUCCAGCGAAACGUAAGCGGCAGGUGUCCUGCGCCGCCUCCUCCCUCACCUGCCGCAGGUGCGCGCUCGCUGGGGCCUCCGCGUCCGUGGGGCGGGGCCGUGCGCCUUCCUCUUCCUGGGCAGCCUCGGGACCGGGCGCCGCGGCCGGCGGGCACCAUGAAUAACCCUAUACCUUCCAAUUUGAAAUCAGAAGCGAAAAAGGCUGCCAAAAUAUUAAGAGAAUUCACAGAAAUAACUUCCAGAAAUGGACCUGAUAAGAUCAUUCCUGCUCACGUAAUUGCGAAGGCGAAAGGCCUUGCGAUUCUGUCUGUGAUCAAAGCCGGGUUCCUGGUGACCGCCCGAGGAGGCAGUGGGAUCGUGCUGGCGCGCCUUCCGGACGGAGCAUGGUCUGCACCCUCAGCCAUUGGGAUAGCUGGCCUUGGUGGGGGAUUUGAAAUAGGAAUUGAGGUAUCAGACUUGGUGAUAAUUCUGAAUUAUGACCGUGCUGUAGAAGCUUUUGCGAAAGGCGGAAAUCUAACCCUCGGCGGGAACUUGACUGUGGCUGUCGGGCCCUUGGGAAGGAACCUGGAAGGAAACGUGGCCCUGAGAAGCUCAGCCGCUGUCUUCACCUACUGCAAGUCCAGAGGACUCUUUGCAGGCGUGUCUUUAGAAGGGAGCUGUUUGAUCGAAAGGAAAGAAACUAAUAGAAAAUUUUAUUGUCAAGAUAUCCGAGCAUCUGAAAUUUUAUUUGGAGACACACCACGGCCUGCUCAAGCCGAAGAUCUUUAUGAAAUUCUUGAUUCCUUUACUGAAAAGUAUGAAAAUGAAGGACAACGAACCAAUUUGAGAAAAGCGGCAAGGCAGCAGAGGAAGUCUUCUGCGAAAGAAUUACCUCCAAAGCCAUCGUCAAGACCACAGCAGUCAUCUGCACCGGCCCAGCUGAACUCUGGCUCGCAAAGUAACAGAAAUGAGUAUAAGCUCUAUCCCGAACUUCCCAGCUAUCACGACAGAGUUGGCAAUUUAAAUCCACCCAUAGAAGUGACAGCACUGUAUUCAUUUGAAGGACAGCAGCCUGGGGAUUUGAAUUUUCAAGCUGGAGACAGAAUCACAGUAAUAUCAAAAACAGAUUCGCAGUUUGACUGGUGGGAAGGAAAGCUUCGAGGACAAACUGGCAUUUUUCCAGCCAACUAUGUAACCAUGAAUUAAAGCUUAUACUAUUUUCUUCUUUGAGAAUUACAAAAAAAAAUUUUUCUACACUGGCAGGAUUUACUAGUUAAGCAAUGUUUAAUACAAAUUUACAAAAAAACUUCUAUAAAAUUUCCAUUCAGUAUCUAAAAUAUUUUGUUUUCCUAUAUAAAAAGAGUUACCCUACAUAUCUUUACUUUGUACUAACUUUAUCACAUAUGUUGUGUCAUAGACUAUCCUACAGUUUAUGUGGUCAUAGUUCUUUUGUGAACAUUUUCAAAUAUCACGAAGCAUUUGACCUGGCUAUGUACAUGGUAGCUGUAUUUUAAUUUAAGAAUUUUGAGGGUAGCGCCAUGAAUGCCAAUUCAUACAUUUCUAUUUGCAAAGUGACUAGCGAAAAAGAAAUCAGCUUACAGGAGGUAUUCAGUAACGUUUAGAGUUGUGUUAACUAGAAUAUGAAUCCUUAGAAAUCAUCUUUAUACCUUCAAAAAUUGUACAAAUGCAUUUAUCAUAGAAAGAUGAUUACAAGAAGUCUGACCACCAUGUAUUUAAAAAUAUAACAUACCAACUUUUCUUCCUUAUGGGGCUACGUUUGUUCAUUUCCAGCAGUAGAAGAUACUUACGGUGACAAGGUUGACUGGUCUCUAAAUAAAAUUUUAAAAUGUUUACUAA
This is a messenger RNA of Callithrix jacchus (white-tufted-ear marmoset), 2273 nucleotides long. It is a transcript of the gene SH3YL1, whose product is annotated as SH3 and SYLF domain containing 1. Gene Ontology annotation, cellular component: ruffle membrane. Gene Ontology annotation, biological process: regulation of ruffle assembly. The record is from RefSeq and is a predicted model, not a curated record. Lineage: Eukaryota; Metazoa; Chordata; Mammalia; Primates; Cebidae. Gene Ontology annotation, molecular function: phosphatidylinositol binding; protein binding.